AUGGAGUCCUACAGGGGCCUGCGCGAGUACCUGGUCCGCGUGCGCAAGCACCUGGACAAGGUGCGCCCCCAGCUCGGCAGGAACGUGGGGCUCGUCGAGAGGCUAGCGCGGUGGGAGGAGAGCUGGGACCGCCUCGCCUUCUACACGGGGAAGCCGGACCUCAUGGAGGGGGCCCGCCUGCUCGUCGGCUUCCUGGCGGGGUCGCUCGAGGCCGCACCCUCGAUGCAGCAGAUGCUCGAUCACCGCGCCCCGGAGCUGUUUCUGGUGCUGCCAAGGCUGGCGUGCUUGUGCCUCCUGUCGGACCCUGAGUGCCCCGUCGCGCAGCUGCUUCGGCCGCUGCUGCCCAGCCUCUUCGCCUCGGACUCCGAGGUCGACCAGGAGGACGAUGACCAGGGGCCGUUCACCACCGCGCUCGCGGCCUCCGCCGAGCUCGAGGGCGUGCUCGACCUACUCGGCGGCCCGGCGGGGCACGACGGCGCGUGGGACGCGCUCACCCGCCGGGCCGUGGCGGGGGCGGGGGCGCGGGCGGCAGCGGACCUGUACCCGGAGACGGACCCGGGGCAGCAGGAGGCCGCCGCGGCCGCCGUGGAGGGCCUCAUGCGCGAGGUGGAGGGUUGGAGCAUGGAGCUGCAGCGCCACAACCCGGCGGCUUGGAACGACCUUUCAGACUUGCUCGUGCACUGCAUGGUGUGGAAGCCGGGCGACGCGGAGGAACCCCGCCCCGCCAGGCUUGUCCUCUGA
This is a messenger RNA of Prorocentrum cordatum, 741 nucleotides long. Lineage: Eukaryota; Dinophyceae; Prorocentrales; Prorocentraceae. The record is from the annotation of a GenBank genome assembly.